This is a messenger RNA of Filobasidium floriforme, 790 nucleotides long. RefSeq lists its product as uncharacterized. The record is from RefSeq and is a predicted model, not a curated record. Lineage: Eukaryota; Fungi; Basidiomycota; Tremellomycetes; Filobasidiales; Filobasidiaceae. The transcript is spliced from 3 exons. Bases 17 to 610 code for a protein of 197 amino acids.
AUAUAGUCUUCUCACAAUGACCUCAGUACCUUGGAAACCUUUCAUCUCCCCUACCGACCUCGAGAUCGCCCAGGACGGCCUAAAGAUCUCGUUCCGAACGCUUCCCAAGACCGACUGGUGGAGAACAGGAAAAGUACACAGUACAUCCGGAGCGUACGUUGCGGUCGAGCACGAUACGCUGUUGAAAGAUGUCAAGAGUUUCAAGUUGGAGGCUUCGAUUGAAGUGAAUGGGGGGCAUCAGGUCGACCAAGCCGGUCUUUUCCUCUACAUCUCCGACACCCUCUGGAUCAAGACCGGUCUCGAAGUAGUCGACGGCCAAGCGAGGGUAUCCUGCGUAGUGACGGACUCGUAUGCCGACUGGUCGCUCUACCCUUUCGAAAACCAAACCGCCCAUCGCUUCUCCAUCCAGAUCGAGGCUCAAGAAUCCGAGCCCCUUCCUCUGAUCAAGAUCAGCUAUAACGGGCACAUCCUUCGAGAACUACCUGCGUUCGGUAUGGCUCAGGGGACGGGCCAGGGGACGGGGAAAUUCAGGGCGGGCGUGAUGGGGUGUUCGCCGUUGUCUGAUGGGUGUGAGGUGUCUUUCGAGGAGAUCUCGGUUGAGGGCUCUUGAAAGGGAGAGAUAGGGAUCCUGCUUGGACACCGUAACGACAGGGGAGAAGCGCGACGAGGACACUAUGCAUAGCCAUAGGACAGGAAAAACGAUGUUCUCAUGACUGUGCCGACGAUGAAACAUCAUGCUCAGUACCAUCUUGCCUGAAACACCGCUCAAUCAUACAAUCACGUUUCUGCC